AUUUUUUUGAUAAUACAAGUGUGUAGGUUGCUUAAAAUUUAAAUAUACGCUGUGUUGCGUAGAAAAAUAUUGUACUGCUCUCUAUUCUGGUUUCAUGCCAACUCAAUGCAGACCGGAAACGGUAGCUAGAUCACAUUCUUGGGUGCCUUCCAGAAGUCAUCGUAUAACAUCUUUUUAAUCUUUUUUUCUUUACUUUACAGAUAUCCUAGGGCAAUUUUGUUUUCAUACUACUUUUUGAAUUGAUAGCCUUCAAAAUGAAUCGUGGCCGUAUUUACGACUUCAUCCAGAAAGGAUCGGUUUCCCUUUUGCUAUUUGGAACUGUUGGUGGUACUGUUAUGCUUGGUCAAUCUUAUUUUGCUCAUAGAAAGCGCCGUUUGGCUGCUUUGGCGGAGCAUCAAAAGAAUUUGCAAGAUGAAAAGUUUGCUGAAGAUGAGUUUAACCAAUUGGACUUGAAGUAAACAACUGCGUUUCAUGGUUUUUGUCCCUUACCUGCUUUAUUCGCAAAAUCCCCGUUUCAUACUUUUUCUCCUCUUCGCUUUCUUUUCUACUAUUUUUCAGGUAUUAUGCUUUAUUUUCUUAGAAACUUAAAACUUUUUUUCUUUGGUUUAAUCAAGUUGCAUCGCAAGGAUGAGACAAGGAUAACUAUAUUUUGAUAUUCAUAAUAACAUCGAUAAAUUAUUGUGAAAACAGGAAGACGAGUUUCGUUCAUACCUUCCAUCCACAUGCUAUAUAUCUUUUUACAUGAAAUUAUUGUUUCUUACACUUUUCAUACGUCUUUACCAAUAUUAAUACUUAUACUUUACUAAUCUUAUUGAAAGAUUAUCAAGAGCAUUAACUUGCAGUAGUCAUACAGAAUUAUACAUAAACAUAAAUAAUAAUAACAAAGAAUAUUAUUGCA
Molecule: messenger RNA, 898 nt
Organism: Schizosaccharomyces cryophilus OY26
Lineage: Eukaryota; Fungi; Ascomycota; Schizosaccharomycetes; Schizosaccharomycetales; Schizosaccharomycetaceae
Exons: 3
Coding region: 255-458 (67 amino acids)
Source: RefSeq, a predicted model, not a curated record